AUGGACGGCGACGCCAUUCCUCCGUCAUCACCUCCGCACUUGGGCAGCAUCAGCCCUCAGAGCCCGCCCUUCUUCGAGCCCCAUCACAACGCUUUCACCUCAAAGUCGAGCUCGCCCCCUCCCCUGUUUUCCAGCGACGACUCGCGCGAAUCCGUCGACGUGACAAACUAUGAAUCCCCGCGCAUCCACAAGAACAAACGCAAAGGUGCGUGGUGGGACAAUCGCGAGUCUGCCCACAACAGCCCAGAGGUUAAGAAGCCAAAAUUCUCCCGCAACCUCGAUCGCAACUUUGAUUCCGGCGUCUACAUGCUGAGCGACGCGACUGACAGCUCGGAUGAUCUGCUUCCCCAGCACAAGUCGCCAUUUCCAGACGAGAUGGAAUACGCAGACGACCACGCCAUCGACAUGAAUGUCAGCCAUACUCAAGCCAUGCAAGUGGACACGUCAAGCUGCCCCGCACUUCCCGCGACCCCCGCUAUCCGCAAGGUUACCAUGAGUGCUGCCGAGCGUGCCUUCAACCGGCAGCUCGACGAGGGUCUAGACAGCGACCGGGAGACAUAUGAUUUCGAGGGCCAGGGCCUCUACGACAGCGACAUCACACGUAUUGGCGAGCUCAGAUUCGUCAUCAAGGACCCGCUCGUCAACGACAGCGAGGCUCCAGCCGAAGGCCAGUUUCGGUCCUUUGAGCCCGAGAUCCACCUUAACCUUAACAAGAACCGACUUCGACGCCUUAUUCCCUCGCUCUUCAGCAUCACCUGCCUCAACAGCCUUGCUCUACGUGAGAACGAGAUCGAAGAGCUACCACAAGAUAUUCGUCGAUUGAGAAGGUUGGAAGAGCUAUACGUGUCCCAAAACAAGCUCAAGUGCCUGCCUUUCGAUGUAGUCAACCUCCUCUGGCCGUACGGCAACCUAUGCCGUCUCACCACCAUGGGAAGCGACCUGCUAGAGCCCAUGACGUCCAAACGCUUUCACACUCGCGUACCUGGGGAGGAACUCUACACCCACCAUCUCGAGAAAGGCUUCUAUGACCUCGACAGUCUACGCCAGCACGCACGCAGUCAACUAGUCCACCUCUACGAGUCACUUCCAACAUGCAGAGACCGUGACUCAACAGUCUGGCGCAUCCGCUACUUUGAAUCAUGGGCCACAUGCUUCAGCAGCGGACCCGACAGUAACCAAGACACUGGCUUCUACCCGCACCACCCCUCCCUCCACGUCCGCGAAGUAGACUCAGACUUCCAACUCGUCUACCUCCCCCGCUACAUUGCCCGAACCCUAGUAUCCUACUACGACCAAACCGGCUCUCUCCUCCGCAACUCUCCCUCCCUCCCAGCCUCCGACUACGAAAAAUACCCUGUCAUCGUAGAGACCUCGCGCGGAACCUACGGCGUACCCUCCUCUCCUUGGUUUGCUCCGCCCGAACACUCAAAAGUCCCAUCGCUCCUGACAGCCACCUUGACGCGCUCGCUGCAAACAGAUUCCACCACCGACCUCCGCAAGAUGAUUAGUAAUAAUGGCGAAUACGAAAUCCCGCGUGCGGCGGAGAAGAUACUUGCGCAGGCCGAUAGGACGGCCGAAGGGGGCUACAGUGUCUUUCGCGAGUGCCAUGCGUGUCGCAAGCAGUACGUUGUGCCACGUGCCGAGUGGAUUGAGUUUUGGAGCAAUGGAAAUGGAUACUUUCAUCCGUUUAAAGUUAGCGUUUGCUCGUGGGGCUGUGUGCCGCGGCAAAUGAUGCAGCGGCCUGAGAAAGAGUUGACGUGGUGA
Molecule: messenger RNA, 1764 nt
Organism: Bipolaris oryzae ATCC 44560
Lineage: Eukaryota; Fungi; Ascomycota; Dothideomycetes; Pleosporales; Pleosporaceae
Exons: 1
Coding region: 1-1764 (587 amino acids)
Molecular function (GO): protein binding
Source: RefSeq, a predicted model, not a curated record